Molecule: messenger RNA, 3705 nt
Organism: Acanthochromis polyacanthus (spiny chromis)
Lineage: Eukaryota; Metazoa; Chordata; Actinopteri; Pomacentridae
Gene: lancl2
Product: LanC lantibiotic synthetase component C-like 2 (bacterial)
Exons: 10
Coding region: 589-1884 (431 amino acids)
Biological process (GO): peptide modification; carbohydrate metabolic process
Cellular component (GO): plasma membrane
Source: RefSeq, a predicted model, not a curated record
GUGGUAUGUGUGGAAUGAGUGGAGUGUGUGGAUUUGUUUGCUAUGUUGCCUAAUCCAAGCAGCACAGCAUCACACAGCAACACCAUCUGUUACUGCUCACAUUUGGAGUCAUCUGCUCCACUGGACUGACGGGUGCUGGGUUUUAGGGCGGGUACUGGUGGGGAAAGCUGGGAGGUGGUUCGGACACCUCCUGCAUCCUGUUGUCAGGCUGUGUGUGGAGCUGGGACGGAGAGGAAGCGGAUACUUCUGAUUUGCCAAACAGCAUCAGCAGCACUCCGAUGGCUCUGUUCGCUCAGUGAGGAGAGGAUGCAAAGGAGGGAGAGGCGUAGACAGACACGGUGAUACGCACAUGGCUGCCUGCACCGCCUGCACGCUCUGACUGCGGCUCCCACUUUCGUUCACCGGGAGCUGACAUGCUGAGAGACGCUGCUCGGAGGCUGGAAGCUGCCGCAACCACCGAUCACCAUCAAGCACUUACAAACAAGCUGUGAUCAGACAGGGAAGCUGAGUCUGCUGAUCAGAUAGCUUGAUCAUCAAACAGCCUUUCGCGCGCCUGAGAAAUUUUGUUCCUGCCGAGCCGCCGUAGCGAUGGGAGACAACAUGUCCAAGCGGCUGAAACUGAUCUCGGCUACAGAGGCGGAGAUGGAGGAGCGUUCUUUCCCAAACCCCUACCCUGACUGGGACCAAGGAGUCCUCACUGCCAAUUCCGUGGCAAACGAGCAGAUCAAUGAGCCGUUUGAUGCAGAAGGGAAGGUUACUGCAGCAUUCCAGAGGAAGGUCCAAAAUAAGAUCAAAGAUCUCCUCCAGCAGAUGGAGGAGGGUUUAAAGACCGCUGACCCUCAUGACUUCUCCACUUACACUGGCUGGACAGGCAUUGCCUUGCUGUACCUUCAGCUGCACAGGGUCUCCCACGAGGCCUCACACUUGCAACGGGCCCUAGACUAUGUGAAGAGGGCCAUGAGGAUAUUGAAUGGUCGCAAAGUGACUUUUCUGUGCGGAGAUGCAGGGCCACUGGCCGUGGGUGCUGUGGUGCACUACAAACUGAACAACACUGCUGACAGCAACGACUGUCUUUCCAGGCUUCUUCAACUGCAGCGGUCCGUGCUGAGUCCAGACUUUGAGAUGCCAGAUGAGCUACUGUAUGGCCGAGCUGGCUACCUUUUUGCUCUGCUCUACAUUAACAAAGAGAUAGGAGCCGAUACUGUGGAUGAGAGCACUAUUACAAAGGUGGCGACAGCGAUUGUGGAGUCAGGCAAGAACAUGUCAGCAGAGCAAAAGAAAACUGAUCGCUGUCCUCUGCUCUAUGAAUGGCACAAGAAACAGUAUAUCGGCGCUGCCCACGGUCUGGCUGGCAUCUAUUGCAUGCUCAUGCAGCCUGCAGCAAAGAUCCAUCCAGACAUGCUUUCAGAGCUGGUUCGUCCCAGCAUCGACUAUGUCCGCCACAAGAAGUUUCGUUCAGGGAACUUUCCAUCAUCCCUGAGCAAUGAGAGUGACAGGCUGGUUCACUGGUGCCACGGAGCUCCUGGUGUCAUCCAUAUGCUUAUUAUGGCCCAUAAGGUGUUUAAAGAGGAGAAGUACUUGAAGGAGGCUGCAGAAUGUGCUGAGGUCAUCUGGCAACGGGGCCUGCUCAGAAAAGGUUAUGGUAUCUGCCAUGGCACUGCUGGCAAUGGUUACGCCUUCUUGUCCCUUUACAAGCUCACCCAAGAGAAGAAAUACCUGUACCGUGCCUGCAAGUUUGCUGAGUGGUGCUUGGACUAUGGGACCCACGGCUGUCGUAUCCCAGACAGACCAUAUUCUCUUUUCGAAGGCAUGGCCGGGACCAUCCACUACCUGUCAGAGAUGGGAAAGCCUGAAGCCUCCUGUUUCCCUGCUUUUGAACUUUGACCUGCCAAUGGAAGAUACUGAAGGUGAUGAAGGAGGGUGAAGGAGGGUGAAGGGGAUGAACGGUAUUUCCAAGUCAGCGUGACUGGAACAUUGAAGAAGGAUGUACUUUGACACAACUUUCAGCAUCGGUCAUAAGUAGUGACUGAAUGUUUGUUGGAUUAAAUACCUUAGUUGAUUUUUAGGCUUGAAAACAUUAAAAAGUUAAAGAUAAGUUUGGCCAAAACCACAGGUUGAUUUAAGGUAGUUUGAAGAGGACCGUCUUGAUGGGUAUUUCUGAUGUUGAAGAUGGACACUUGUCCUGUGGGACCUGUGAGAUCUUCCUUCACUUCUGAGUUGUCCUCUGGUGUUUUAGGUAAAGACAUGGACUUCAGCCUCCCUUCUCACCCUGUUGAAUUGAUUGCCAGCUGGUAUGGACACAGAAGAACACAUCCUAAGCCCUCAGCCUUAGGGUGUGUGUGUGUGUGUGUGUGUGUGUGUGUGUGUGUGUGUGUGUGUGUGUGUGUGUGUGUAUGUGUGUGUGUGUGUGUGCUACAUUGUGAGAACCAUUUUCUGCAUUUAACUAUCAAAGUGAGGACAUUUUGGCCGGUCCUCACUUUGAAACAGCCAUGUUUGAGGGUGAAGACUUGUUUUUAGAGAACAGGUAUGAAUUGAGGUUUGGUUAGGGUUAGGGUAAGGAUUAAGUUUAGGCCAUCAGUUGUGAUGGUUAAGGUUAGGGUAAGGCUCUAGGAAAUGCAUUACGCCUAUGGAUGUCCUCACUAAGAUAGAAGUACAAACAUGUGUGUGUGUGUAUGUGACGUGUAUGUGAGGUGAUUUGUGUGUGUGUUUGAUGUGAACUAAAGCUGUUUUGGUAUUUCUGCAUGCUCACUGUUAUUGGCUCUUGGUGCCUCAUUUCAUGUCAGUAUGGUGAUUUCUUCUUCCUAUAUUUUGAUGUUUCCCAUGGCAGUGGUAGAUGUACAUCUGAUGAAUGUUGCUUUGACAUUCCAUGUUGUGCCUCAGACCAGAGGUUGCACUGACCUUAUGUAACCCACCCUUUUCUUAUUAGUUGCAUUUUCUGUUUGUCCUCUGGUUAAUGUUAUUUUCACUUCCAGUCCAAACUCUGGGUCCUAAUCAGGUCACACAGAACCUACGUCCACAUUCACUAUAUAGCUUGUCGCUCUUUCAUGGAUUCAGUUGUGGAGACUGUGUCUGGACUGUCAAAACCAAGUCUCCAAGAACGGCACUUGGCUUUGAAUUGAUUUUGAUGUAGUGGUGUAAUUGCUUUUCAAUAUUUUCGGUGUUCAUCGCAUGAUGCACAAUGGGCCCUGAAAGCAAUUUCCCCACAGUCGUUACAAACCCCACAUAAUGACCUUUUAUGACCAGACACUGGAGUCAGCUCUCUACCAACACAACUCCAAAAAGAUCAGGGGCUAUGUUUUGGUAUUUUGCUGAAACUCGUUCAGACCUGUUUGUUAGCUCGCCUCUAGCAUGUACUGGUUUCAAUGACGUUGUAUGUGUCACACAUGGAUGUGAGCAUGAUAUAUUAUGUGACACAUUAUUGUUUCAGUAAUUUAGAGGAGACCAGAGCAAAACUGGGAUUAGUUUGUUGUCUGAGCUGUUGGUAGCGGCAUCCAACCUUCCCUACUGCAACAUGUGCAUUGCUGUUUUAAUUUCCCAGCUUCAGCAUGGUUCCUCCCCUCAUCUAAACCUACACCUGCUACUACUUCUUGAAAAAGGCAUAAAACAGGUCCCUUUGUAAUUGACAGGCUUGAGUGGGAAUUGGAGAUCUGCCUGCAUAACAGAAAUAAUAUGUAUUGCCCAAUAAACACUGAACAAAAAUAGAAA